AUGUGCACUUACCGGUAUUUAAAAUGUAUAUACAUUAACACGUUGAAUAUGGACUUGCAAAAUGAAGAGAAUAAUAAAAUAUUUAAUAGACAUCAAAAAGUAAAAUUACCAAGGACUGAAAGAAACGCUGUCAAGUACAAAGGGGAUUGGAAUAAUUUACCAGAUUUGUUGCUCGAAAAUAUUUUCUCUUUUCUAGACAUUGGAGCAAAACAUAAUGCUUCAAAAACAUGCAAAUUGUGGUAUUCAGUUUUUCAUUUACCUUAUUCAUGGCAUACAUUUGUUUUUGAUGAUACAACCCUCACACGCAGAAAAUUUAACUAUUAUUCAGGAUGGCAGUACAUGUUAGAUCAUCUACGAGUGCAAUUGUGCCUUCAGUCCAUUGGCCGUUACGUUAAGGUUCUGGUGUUCAAACCGAUCACUAAUUUUUAUAACCUGUACGAGUUUAUGAACAUGAUAUCCUUCUACGCGGAACAUGGCCAAGGAAUAGGAUCAAGAAUAAGCACCUUACAGUACACAUUCCCGUGCAACAUGGCAACGUCGCGUAUCGACGAAUCGGUUUUAUAUGGUACAGGAGGUAAGCUUUUGGAAGCGCUAAAGAGAUUGAUGGGAAAUUUGCCGUCACUUGAGAGAUUGGAGUUAAUAGAUCUGAUGUUGGAUAACGAGGACGCACAGACAUUAUUGGAUCAAGUGUGUUUCUACUGUUGCACCACGUUGAAAACCUUGGUGUUGGUGAAUACUACUAAAUACUUAUGUCAGUUACUCCAUCCCGGAGCUUUUAUUAAUUUACAGGUAUUAGUAAUUAGUCCUCAGAAUUUAGGAAGCGAUUUGUUGUUGAUGUUGAGUCAAAUCAGACUCAGUCACUUGCACAUACUCCAAAACCGUUAUACGCCCAUUGAAAUCGAACCCAUGAACUCGUUCGACUGGAAACAUUGUGUAAAGGCAAACGCAAGGUUAAAAGUACAUCUCAGGGUGGAAUCCAUCAGGGAAAGACAGAUCUUAUGGCAACCUAGUUCACCCGUCUCGAGUAUAAUUUAUAAAUCUCCAAACAUGCGGAUGACCGCUGACAUUUUAAAUAAAGCAAUCGAACUGUACUCUGAUCGAUUGCUGACGUUCGGAUACCUGGAACUUCCAAAAUUCUAUCAACCGUCAUCGUUCAAAGAAAGAAUUGACACAACCUUAGUUAACCUAAUCCAACUUUGUCCUAAGCUGGAUACAUUAAUGAUUAGAGAAAAAAUAUCUACGUGCACAUUGUUAUUGAUUUCAUAUUAUGGUCAUUCAUUAAAAUAUUUACACGUUCGACGCAAUGCCGUCAUCUUACGAUGUGAUUGGCCACGUCAAAAUGAUUGGUCGGACGAGUUUUAUCAAUGGUUGAAAAAGUCCAGCACAUCGUAUGAAAUAGUAGAAGAAGAAAUUGCAUUGUCUUUAGGUUUAAGCAAAUGGACUAUGCUUAGUGAUCGAGAUUUUAAACGUAUAUCUCCGCAACUCUAUUCAACAUAUUAUAAAUAAAUAAAAUAUACCUAAAAACAGUAAAAUCUAUACACAUCUGGUAUGUUGACUUUAUAAAUUGUUUUAUUUUUUAUAAAAUAAAAAUUAAUGAAACCUAGAAAAUAUUAAGAUUGUAUAUUGUACAAUG
Molecule: messenger RNA, 1633 nt
Organism: Rhopalosiphum maidis (corn leaf aphid)
Lineage: Eukaryota; Metazoa; Arthropoda; Insecta; Hemiptera; Aphididae
Product: F-box/LRR-repeat protein 21
Exons: 7
Coding region: 1-1506 (501 amino acids)
Molecular function (GO): protein binding
Source: RefSeq, a predicted model, not a curated record